CGUGCUACACGCAACUCUUUCCGGUAGAAACGCUGCAAAAUCUACCUCUAUGUUCUUACUCUGCCCGGGCAAGUACAGGUCAAAUUCAUUCACUUUCAACUCUCGCCUGACCAUCGCCAUGGCAAUGCAUCAAUGACAAAACCCAAAACAACAUUUCAACCAAAUGCAAUCAUGAACGGCAGAUUUUGUCCGCCGUGUUUACCUCGGCAGAGUUCAUCUCUUCAGUUACUCACACUCUUUUUUCCACUUACGUUUCAUCAUGAACAGUUCGCUCCAACUGCAGACAAUGUUGAGCACAACUGCAUUUGACCUGCCCUCUACCAAAUCUCUUCAGAUCUAGUACUGCUGGACGACCGUCAUUCCUUCGAUCGCCGUCUUUGAAUCUUCCUGUUCUAAUUUCUUUUCUGUCUGUGGGUUGCUUCUUUUUGUCUUUUCGUGAUCCAGUCUGCUACUUCAGUAAUUAACACACUCACCGACAGAUCCUGAUAAGAUGCCUCGCCAACAGAGAGACCCUAACAAGAUGCCUCGCCAUAACUGGCGACGAUAUGAGCUCAUUGCUCUUGCCGGUCUCAUAACUAAGAAUGAGCACCUUGCUGGCGACCUCCAUGUAGCCACAAAGCUCAAUGAGGCUCUUAACCAAUUUGACUAUGGUGGUGAUAUUGACAAAAGCGAGGUCUCUUUCAUGGUCAAGAGGAUUCUCAGGGAAUGCCCUGCUUUCAUGCGCAUGCUCCAUCGUUCCCGCGUGACUAAGCUCACAAAGACACUCAAGGCAACAUUCUUUCGAUCGCUGGCAGCUGCAGAUUCGAGACGGAAGAAGCUCAUUGCUGCUAGACAUACAUCCGAAAUUGAACAGUCAAAUGCCCAAAAUGGUCGCAACGGGAAUAUCGAUAUCAAUGAUGUUGGCAACGGGCGUGUGCUUCCAAGUAUUGAAGCAGAGGAUGGAGUUAGCAAUGGUCAAUCUUCUGCAGCGGCCACGCAGGCUUGGGGAGGUGGAGAUGAAGAAGGAGACGCUGCCUGUCAGGAUGAAGACGACUUCUAUGACCCAGACCCAGAAUCCUUGUUCGUUCCGGAGGGUCCAAACUGGCUUGAGCGGUUGGGUGCAGGUCAGACGUAUGAGCAAUCUCAUGCUUCGGAUUCGGCUUUUCCAGCUGAAAGGCCCGCUCUCAGCACUGGGUGGGGUGGGCAGGAUAUUGAAGAGGACGACACCGAUUCCUUGUAUGUAAUGGAGCGGGGUUCUGGUUGGAAGCCUGUUGUCCAUGGCGGCCACGACUGCGGCAGUGGAAAUGAUGAGAUGGAAUGGAAGGGAGCCAGCAGUCCUAGCCAAACUCGUAUGCGUCUCAACUCUCUCGGGGAGGAGGAGUAUAAGACUCUUUCUCCUGCUGCUCGACCUGAACACCAAGAAGUAGCCACUCCCAGCACCGCGGCUAAGCCUCGUCUCAGUGGACGGUUUCUCGUCUCACUGGAUCCGAGUUCUCCUCUUCGGGCUCAGGAAAUGACUGACGAGUCCUCUGGUCAUGAUCAAAUCCGAGAUAUUCAGAGCGUGACUAACUGGGUACUUUCGCAAGGCGCCUAUCUUGAAGAUGUACAAGAGGAGCAUGCCCAGGUUGAACAAGACAAUGUGCCGCUUCAGACUGGUGGUCAUUCCGAAGACGAUGAAGAUGAAGACGUCAACUGGCGCGUCGAAAGUAGAAACUCUACUGAGAGUGACACUGAGAUGGCUGAAGGUGACCAAUCGAUGAAUGAUGGCCGUGUUUCACGCCAGGGCCACCGUCAUCAUCCCUACCGCGCUCAUCUCCGUCGUCGCCACGCUGGCUACUCCUUCAACAGUCAUUCAAACGGAGGCGCUCCCCAUGGAAGCGGCGUUGGUAACCACGGCGGACUUCAUAUCACCUCUAACAGCUCCGGGCCGGCUCCAUUCGAUCCCUUCCAUCCCGGUGCCUCCGGGUCAUACGACAGGCCCACCAUGAUGGGAGAGUCGAGCAGCCAUCACAGCAUCGUCUCUGGAGGCCUAUCUUCUGAUGCUUCUGGCAAUACUUUCCGCUUUGGCGCAGAUUCUGGCAAUGCCAAUAAUUCUCCGCGCUCCCGUUCCCGCUCCCGCUCCCGCUCUCGUGGUCGUCAACCACGUGGCAAUCGCUUUGUCCCAGGGAGCGAAAUGCAUACGAUUGUUGAAGAAGGGAGCUCGCCUUAUGAUGACCGCCGUAUCAGGCGUGAACAGUCUAGCCGUCGAGCUGAACAUCAUCAUCACCAUUAUCAUCGAGACCGUGACCAGGCCUCUGAUCCUCAGAAUGACUCUCGUGAGCAUGAGCAAAUGUAUGACGAGCACGAUAACCAAGGUAACGAAGAUAUUCCGUGGGGCGGGACAGAUGAGUGA
Molecule: messenger RNA, 2371 nt
Organism: Xylona heveae TC161
Lineage: Eukaryota; Fungi; Ascomycota; Xylonomycetes; Xylonales; Xylonaceae
Exons: 1
Coding region: 491-2371 (626 amino acids)
Source: RefSeq, a predicted model, not a curated record